Messenger RNA from Penicillium crustosum, 828 nucleotides. RefSeq lists its product as uncharacterized. The transcript has 4 exons. The coding region runs from base 1 to 828 and encodes 275 amino acids. NCBI's taxonomy places the organism in Eukaryota, Fungi, Ascomycota, Eurotiomycetes, Eurotiales, Aspergillaceae. The record is from RefSeq and is a predicted model, not a curated record.
AUGGAUAUGGACAAUGUCAACCGUCCUGCUAUCAACAUAUGGACGUUCUUCGCCCUGGCUGCCUUGGACGUCGCAGUAAAUGCCGCCGCUGGUCCAGCUGCAGUGGCGACUGCCGCGCAUGUCAAUGGGAGUCCACUGACAGCGAGAGCAAUGCAAAUCGGUGCUCUCGCUGGAGUUACUAAAUCAGGGGUGUUGGCGUUUGUCGAAUUCGCGGGGUUCGCGGGCUUGCCAACUCCGGCGUGGAUACUGUUAAUUCUGGUAGCAAGUUGCUUUGGGAUUUGUGUCCUGGUGACAGCAGAAGUUAGCAAUUUGGUUCUUGGAGAAACACCAAGCGCGUUGCUUAUUGCGGCUGUUGUCGCUGCUAUUCCGCUUGCAGGGGAGUGCAUGGGGCUAUAUCAAUGUAAGUCCAUUUUCUUCGCUUGCAGCUCUCCAUUGCUAAUCUUGAUUUGUAUCUCAGCGGCUGGGGGCUAUAUGGUAGCAAACCUCAGACACAACUUUGUAUUAUGGGCUUCGAUGCUUUGGGAGGAUACGUCUUUGCUCGUAUGGCACAUAACGAAGGUUAGUUACUGCCUCUCCCUUAUCAUGAAAGCUUUGGGGGCUACUCUCUUCGCUGUUCUUGAUGCAUUUGGUUAUGAUAUCUGCGCUUACAAUGUUGCUGCUGCCGCUGGGGCUGUAUAUGGUGUCAUCACUGGUUUCUUCCAUGUUAUCCUUGGGUGUAUGGCCGGAUUUACCUCCUAUGAAAGCACAAAUGGACAUUAUGAAAUACGCAAUGUCUUUGGGACUGCGCGAGGGUAUAACCCCAAUUGGAAUAAUAAUAUCGGGGUUUGA